GGACACACCACGACUCUGCGAAACGACAAAGAGAAAUCGUACCAAUACGAAACCAUUGGAGCGCAUCGUGUUGCUCUGUUGGGGAGAUGUUUGUUUGGUACCUUUGGCUUUCUGCAGUUGUUGUCCAACCGCUUUCGCUCACCGUACCCGACAUUCCAUGUUUGUUGUUCAGUGUCCUCGUUUUUUCGGUCUUUAGUUUCCCUUCUCUGCUUCCGCUUCCCCUUUGUUUUGCAUUGUCCAAUUGUCCACCAUCCUCAGGUCAUGUCGGGUUCCAUUUCCAUAUUGAAAUUCCCGACAAUUCCAGAUUGCAGGAUAGCAAUACCCUCCUGCUCCGAGGCAGGCCAGAACGCAGUAGUACGCCCGUAGUAGUCCAUUCGGAAGCCCUGCCUGCGCGAACGGAAGUUGCUUUUUGUUUUCUGUCCGAGCGACUGGCUCCCCAGCGAUUCUCUCAAGAUCCUCGGCAUGGCAUGGUACGGCAUGGCGUGAGAGAGGGGCCGGUAAAACAAAGUGAUAGCUCACAACAUUGAAAGGAUUUUUGUUUUGUUUUGUUUUGUGAGCACUUUUUACCAAACACUCGGAAUUUUCCCUGUGCGGAGAUCUGAAAAAGCAUAAAUUCCUUAGUAUCGCUCAAGCUGGGCAAUGAUCAACACGGGCAAGUCCACGGGGCGUGUGGCUCCUUCCUGGGCUCUGUAGCUCUCUUACCAAACAAAACCAUCACGAUAAAUCACCACGACACUUUUCUUCCUUGAUCCCCGCCAGCCCGCCAGCCCCGGCAGCCAGCCGCCUGCUCGGUGUGCGGAGAGGGAAGAGGGAAGGGAAGGGAAGGGAAGCAACCCGCGGGUUCGGUUGAGGCUUGACCUUGUGAGUGAGCCAAGAGUGAUUUACCGGGCCCAUGCAGUCCUUGGGCUCUGCUUGGUCAUCACUGCAUCAUCACUCAAUUUCUCGUUACCAACUGCUUGGGCUAUCCGAAUGCCGUCUCCGGAUUUUUCAAAGCCUUUCGUGAGCGCUCCCUAGUAUUAGGGUAGGUACGGUACACACUAUAUACGCCUACUUAACCUAGGCACUGGGUUACUGCCUGACUCAGGCCACGGCAGGCGUAAGCCUGACUCAGGCCACGGUAGGCGUGAGCCCAGCCGGCCACCAAUCCUGUAUUUAGUUAGACUCUAGCCUCCACAGUAGAUUGGAAGGCCAUCUUCUACC
Molecule: messenger RNA, 1200 nt
Organism: Neurospora tetraspora
Lineage: Eukaryota; Fungi; Ascomycota; Sordariomycetes; Sordariales; Sordariaceae
Exons: 1
Coding region: 87-527 (146 amino acids)
Source: RefSeq, a predicted model, not a curated record